CUUCCAGAAAUUACAGUCCGUCCCCGUCCCGUCCCCUCCCUCCCUGCUCCAAACUCCCAAGCUCCCUACUCGAUAGCUGCAGCCUGCAGCUCCCCUCAGAUCCACCGCCGCCCACUCGGAGAUUGAUCGAUGCCGCCACCGCCGCCGACUAACGGGGGCAAGUUGACCCCGAACCUGGCGAUGGACGCCGAGGGCACGCGCCUGCUCAACCUCACCGUCCUGCAGCGUCUCGACCCCGCCGUCGAGGACAUCCUCAUCACCGCCGCCCACGUCACCCUCUACGACUUCAACAUCGACCUCAAUCAGUGGAGCCGCAAGGACGUGGAGGGGUCGCUGUUCGUCGUGAAGAGGAACACGCAGCCGAGGUUUCAGUUUAUCGUCAUGAACAGGCGGAACACGGAUAAUCUGGUGGAGGAUUUAUUAAGUGAUUUUGAAUACGAACUUCAACCUCCAUAUUUGUUGUACCGGAAUGCUGCACAAGAAGUAAAUGGUAUUUGGUUUUACAAUCAGCAGGACUGUGAUGCUGUAGCAAAUCUUUUUGGAAGGAUACUUAAUGCUUAUGCCAGAGUACCUCCAAAAGCCAAAGUACCCUCCACCAAAAGUGAGUUUGAGGAAUUGGAGGCUGUUCCUACGUCCGCUGCUAUAGAUGGCCCCCUUGAACCACCGCCAGCAUCCACUCUCAUUUCUGAUACUCCUGAUGAAUCACUUGCUAAUUACUUUGGUGGCGCUGCAAGCAUUGGGAGUGUAUCAAGUGGGUCAAUGGUUGGAAGAGCUCAUCCAUCCACUGAGACCACUGCGGCUUCCCACACGCCAUUGAUUAUGCCUUCCGCUGCCCAGUCGCACCAAAUACCCCCUCCUUUCGGAGGUUCAUCAGCUCCACCACUGCCCCUCCAGGACACUAAUGCCCAUGCUAGCCAUUCAACAAAUCUUGUAACACCGGCAUUCUUUGCUCCUCCAUCAUCCUCUUCUGCAUCACUAGCUCCGCCGAUUUCAUCAAUGAUGCCCACAGCACCACCUGUUCAUUCAACUUCAUCAUCUACUCAACAUCCUCAGUACGGGCAUGGCACCCCUCUACUCCAACCUUUUCCACCACCAGCACCACCUCCAUCCUUCGCCCCUGCACACAAUGAUGGCUCUGUUAUUUCACGGGAUAAAGUUAAGGACGCUCUCCUGAGACUUGUUCAGAGUGACCAGUUCAUCGAUUUAAUUUACCGGGAGUUGCAGAAUGCACAUAUGUAGACUGCUUCCUAGGUGUCUUGUUGCUCGCUGCCGCGACAAGAGUGUUUCUGUUCUCUGUGAGUUUUGUACGCUGGUUCUGGAACUUCUGUAUAGCUUUGUAUUUGAUGUGUUGAUGUAGAUUCUUUAUAGCAAUGGCUGGUAGUACUUAUGGUCUUCCUUGUUUACAAAUGACUAUGUCAAUGUCAUUACAUUUAUGUAAUUGAAAAAAAGGAGUUUGUAAGGAUGUUAUGAUAUCAUCAUUUUCGUGUGUUUUACUGAGCAA
Molecule: messenger RNA, 1501 nt
Organism: Aegilops tauschii subsp. strangulata
Lineage: Eukaryota; Viridiplantae; Streptophyta; Magnoliopsida; Poales; Poaceae
Product: mRNA-decapping enzyme-like protein
Biological process (GO): positive regulation of catalytic activity; deadenylation-independent decapping of nuclear-transcribed mRNA; deadenylation-dependent decapping of nuclear-transcribed mRNA
Cellular component (GO): P-body
Molecular function (GO): enzyme activator activity; mRNA binding
Source: RefSeq, a predicted model, not a curated record